Drechmeria coniospora is the source of this 561-nucleotide messenger RNA. RefSeq lists its product as uncharacterized. NCBI's taxonomy places the organism in Eukaryota, Fungi, Ascomycota, Sordariomycetes, Hypocreales, Ophiocordycipitaceae. Bases 1 to 561 code for a protein of 186 amino acids. The transcript has 2 exons. The record is from RefSeq and is a predicted model, not a curated record.
AUGUGCGGCUCCGAGAGCGACCAUCGACCCAGGGGCGGCGCGCUCGUUGCUCUGCGUCCGCCGACAACGACGGGCCGAAGCAGUCCAACAGCGCUCGCCGACGGCGAUCUUUCCUUCCACACUCCUGGCCGCCCACGAUGCGCCGUGGCCACGCACGCGCGCCUCAGCUCGCCUGACAUUGGCGACGUCGGCAUGCUCGGAGAUUUCGAGGUUGUCAUCCACCCAUCCCAGCUCGACUCUCCCGCAGUGUGGAAUCCGACGCAAGCUCCGACCGACAGGGUGGCUGCUAACGAGGACGACUCUGCCAGUGACAGCGGCGACCUGACGAGAUGCGCCCGAGACUGCGGCCAGUUCCGCCGGUUUGCCCUCCCCGGCGUCGAGAUGGUGCGCGGGACGGGCUUCGUCGAGCUCCCGCUGGAGAAGCCGCUGUCGCUCGAGGUCGGUGGUGGCGGCAUCAUCGGCCGCCGCGUCUCGCUCUAUGCCCGGCCACCCCGUGAGCGGGAAUACUUGUUCAUCGCCGAAGGCAUCGUUGGCUUCAACCAUCUCGGCGUGUCGUCGUAA